Messenger RNA from Symsagittifera roscoffensis, 3045 nucleotides. RefSeq names its product DNA repair protein complementing XP-C cells-like. Gene Ontology annotation, cellular component: cytoplasm; XPC complex; nucleus. Gene Ontology annotation, biological process: mismatch repair; nucleotide-excision repair. The record is from RefSeq and is a predicted model, not a curated record. Bases 5 to 2929 code for a protein of 974 amino acids. Gene Ontology annotation, molecular function: damaged DNA binding; single-stranded DNA binding. The transcript has a single exon. Lineage: Eukaryota; Metazoa; Xenacoelomorpha; Acoela; Convolutidae.
UCUGAUGCGUACCAGAUCAAAGAAUGAUGCUGAAGUUGAUUCAAUCAAAAAUGAGAACGCGAGACAGUCUCCGAUUUUGAAGGAAAUAACAAACAAUUUAACAAGAGACCCUCUGAAAAGAAAACUGUCCAUUUCAUGUGAUUCAAAAAUGAGCUCCAAAGGUAAACGUAAAACACGAUCAACUAGAGCUGGUAUUGAAGACGACACGGAAGUGCAUGAAGCUGCAAAAACUGUUGAGCCGAAAGCUGAACCUUGUUCCGAUGAUGAACCUUUAGGUCGCGUGUCGUCAAAAUUAGAUCUAAUUUCUAGUAAAGGUAAAGAUGACGCAAAAGUUGGGCGGAAGCGGAAAUCUCCAAAAGUUUCUAAAUUAGAGGUGAAAUCUGAACCAAUGUUAAAUGAUGAUCAGAAUGAAACCCAAAAUAGAAAAAACAGAUCUAAUGCGUCAGAAAACCAAAAAACUGAAAAUGGGAGGUUGUCACGAAAAAGUAAGAUAAACGCUGUGAAAUGCUUGGAAAAGUCAGCAAAAUUAGAAGCGAAAGCAACAAAAUCUGAGUAUUUUUCUGAUGCAGACGACGAAGAUGAAAAAAUGAUGAAAAUGGAUGAUCUGGAUUCAAUAAAUGAAUCAACCUGGGACAGUGGAACGGAUGCUCCUAAGAAAAAGAAGAAAAAAUCCUAUAAAAUCUCGAAAAAAGAUCCAGUUGAAAAUAAAAAGAGGGAGUUAUCUAAAUCAGACCAGGCGAAGACUAAAGUAAAAGCCACUACCGGUAAAAAGAAAUCGAAGAAGAGCGGAAAUUUGUCUGGUGAAGAUUCGAAUUCUGAAGAAGAGUGGGAGGAGAUCGAAGGUGUGAACAAAAAUGAAGUUAUCAACAGAUUGGCCCAGAUGAAAAGUUCACAGGAUGUCACAGUUGUAAUCGAGAAAGACAAAGAUGAGGCCUUCAGGAGUUAUGUAGGUCAAGUUUAUCGGAAAAACAGAAAACUGCAACAAAUCGGAGUGCUGAAGGCCUAUUUGAUGUGUUUCUGUGCGGCAGGCCGGUACAGAAAUGAAAUUUGUAAUUCGCCUCUGUUGCAAUCGUUAGUAUUUAGCUUAAUCCCAAAAGAACAUCAAUCGAAGCCGUUGAAAUCUUGGAAUGUCGAAUCAUUGAAAUUAUUUGAUUCUUGGUUUGGAAAAGUAUUUAAAAUUAAAGAAAAUUUGUUUGGGAAAAAUCGGGUGACAAUUGAAAGCAUGUCAGCAAACGUUGAAACUAGAAAUUGCAAUUAUUAUGCAGAAUUUGUUAUGAUCUUUGUUUGUGCUCUAAGAAGUUUGGGGUUCCAGUGCAGGUUAACUUGGAACUGUCAAAAACCGCCGGCCGUUAAGUCGAAAGGUGACUUGACCGAAUGUGAAAGGAAAGUUACUAAUCAAAUUUUAGCUGCUCGCGAUCAAAUCGAGAAGGAAAAGAAACUUCAAGAAACAAAAUGCGUCGAAUUAAAGGAAAAGUCUGAAAAAACAAAAACUGAAUCCGGUCAGAAAGAAUCAAACGAGGAUGACAGUGAAAUGGAAUCAGCAAGUGAACCUGAAAACUCCCCGGAAAUUAAUCCAGAUGACAUCGAAAAUAUGAGGGCACUCUUGAUGCAGACUGAAAACUACACCGACAGAAACAGCUUGAUAAGUAGUGAUUUAAAUAAAUGUAACGAAACCACAUCGUCUUAUUUCAAAGAAGAAAAUGUGAAAGUCGACAAAAAUUUUGCAAAGACUGGAAAGAUGAAGCCGAAAUCAAAUAAAAAAGAGGAAACUUCGAAGGUUAAAAAAGCUUCUGAUGAAGCCGAGGAAUCCGAAAUUGAUUCACAAGAUUUCGGAAUCAAUCUUUGGUGCGAAGUGUAUCUCGCUAAAGAGCAAUGUUGGAUCCCUGUCUCACCUGUUGAUAAAAUCUACAAUAAACCAUAUGUAUUAGAAAAACAAGCCCAGAAGCCAGUUUCUUAUGUGUUCAGUUUCGAUAACCAAAAUCGUAUGAAAGAUGUUACGAAACGAUAUGCGUUAAGAUGGGGAUCAGUCAACCAAAAAACCCGUUUAGACUGGAUUGAUAAACACCAAGGCAAAACAUGGUAUAGCUCAUUAUGCAAGUUAUUUGCGCCCCUGGAAAAAACUGCUGAUGCGAAAGAAGACAUUCAAAUCCAAGACCAAAUGGCAAACAUGCCGAUUCCAGGCACAGUCGCGGAAUUAAAAGACCACCCCUUGUACGUGUUGGAGCGCCAUCUGCUGAAAUUUGAAGUGCUGCACCCGAAAACAGCGCCAGUACUUGGCUACGUUCGCAACGAGCCGGUGUUUUCUAGGAAAUGUGUCAAAAUUUGUCACACAGAGCAAACGUGGAUGAAGGAAGGAAUGAGUAUAAAAGAAGGGGAGGAGGCGGUUAAAUAUGUGCGUCCCUUGAUAUCGAAGUUCAAGUUGCGGAAACUAGAAGGCCAAGAGGUUCCAAUGGUCGGACUGUUCGGCGAUUGGCAAGUUGAACUAUACAAGUCGCCUCCUGUAGUCGAUGGACGAAUCCCACGUAAUGAGUACAAUAACGUGAAUCUGUUCAAAAUGCACAUGUUGCCACCAGGAUCUGUCUAUUUAGACCUGCCAGGACUUGAUAAGGUGGCGAAAGAACUGGAUGUGGACUGUGUUCCGGCCAUGCGAGGCUGGGACUUCAGUGGCUUUCACGCGAGGCCAGUUCUGGAGGGAUUCGUUGUGUGUGCGGAAAACGAGGACCUGCUUCGAGAAUUUUGGCAGGAGAAAAGACGUGCGGCAGAAGCGAAAGUGAGAGAAACAAGGGCAAUAGGCAAUUGGAAAAAAGUCGUGAAGGCGCUGAGGAUUAAAGAGAUAAUCAGACGGAAGUACGAGUAUUCAGAAGCGAAAGACAAAGCGGCGAAUGCUGCCUCGGCUGCUAACAACCCUGAUGAUUUCGAGGAACUAUAAUUUGAUCAACUUCAGUAUUGAAAUUUGAUUUUUUUUUGAUAACCUGUGAGUCUUUUUUAUUAUUAUUUCGCAAUUUGAGUGCAAUAGGGUAUAAUGAUGCUGAUUUCAGUUUAAUU